This is a messenger RNA of Vitrella brassicaformis, 1273 nucleotides long. The record is from the annotation of a GenBank genome assembly. Lineage: Eukaryota; Vitrellaceae.
AUGGUGGUCGUCCGAUUGCUUGGGGAGGCGUCCCUCAUUGUGCGAGCGUAUAGGCAAUGUUGGGUGGCGGUGCUCGAGGCAAACGACAUUUUUGAGUCCGUCGAGCGCCGUGUCAGGAGUGGCCUACGUGUGGCGCUGGCGAUCGGCAAGGUAUACCUCAACUGUGCUGUGGCGCUUCUCGGCAUCUCCAAUAUCUACACCGCCUGGUUCAUCGCAUGGCUGUGGUCCCCGACCGAGGAGUUUUCAGUGUAGCUGGGCGGGAAGAGAUCUCUGGACGGGCUGCACGGCCGCGCACUACUCAUCGAUGUGGUCAUCCCAUGGCUGCUCUGCAUCUUAUUGUCGGCCUGCUUGGUCGUAGUGGGCCUUCAAAUCUGGAGUGAGCUGACGCAUGUGCUGCUGCGGAUCAUCGACGGCAGGGUGGGGUAUCUGUUGCGAGUGCUGUACGUCAUCGAGGAGGGCGGCUGCUGGGACCGGUGUGUGUCGCUCAUCCACUACCUCAAGAACAGCAGCCGCCUCCUCCCCUCUCUGCCCAUCAUCAUCACGGCAUACGACCUGCAGCAGGUGGGCAGCCGGGCGGUGUUCAGCUCGCGACCGCAGGCGGUCCGUCAGUACUCGCUAUUUAGCCACCGUCUCUCUGUCGCCUUUGCCAACGGCCGGCGUGUGGGUCUCAUCUCUGUCAACGGCCGAGACUAUCUAGGCGGCUCAGCAGACAGCAAUGCGCUGACGUACGUCAGCAUCGAUUUGAGUGAUCCCGACCCGCCGACCAGACGUGAGCAGAGCAGCCGGGAGAGCGAACACACACAUGGGAGGGAUAGCGGAGAGAGGUGGAUGUGUGAGUCGUUUGUUACCUGUCUGCUGUCUGUCUGUAGGUGGCAAGAACGUAUUCUCUUCGUUCACGGACACCAUCGCCUUCCUGGUCGAUGUGUACAACGAGAUGGACCCCCGGCUGCGCCCCCACUUCACCCACCCAAGUCGGCUCAUCACUCCACCUCCCACCCAGUACCAGCUCACGGAGGACAUCUUUCGGCACACAAGGGGCCAGUGGAACGGCUGCCGCAAAGCGGCCUACUGGUGGGUCGACAACGCAAAUGUGCUGCGGCAUUGGGGGAUCUUCAUUCUGUUUGGGGACAAGGCGGCUGACGAGUUUCUUGUCUGCAUCGACUCGGACCUGUGGAUCUGCUCAACAGAGCCCCCUGUGGCUUCGGGGCGCCGCCCAGAUGAGCGGUACCCUCGCACAGCCGCACGCAUCCGCGAGAAGGUGGUGGCCGCAUAG